Messenger RNA from Brassica napus (rape), 1986 nucleotides. RefSeq lists its product as uncharacterized. The record is from RefSeq and is a predicted model, not a curated record. The coding region runs from base 1 to 1986 and encodes 661 amino acids. The transcript is spliced from 4 exons. Lineage: Eukaryota; Viridiplantae; Streptophyta; Magnoliopsida; Brassicales; Brassicaceae.
AUGGAUGGAAAUGCUUUUCUCUUUCGGGUCCCUUGUCCGAACGCUCGCCGACGCAUUCUUGGUCAAUGUCUUUGGCUGGUAGACGGCCAAACCAUGUUUGUAGCAAAGUGGUCACCGGGAAUUAAGCUUGAGAAGCCAUCAUUGGCAUCUGUUCCUGUUGGGCUAGACUUUGUUGGGGUUCCUCUGCAAUUCUUCAACAAAGAUGCUUUAAAGGAAAUUGCGGGUCUUGUCGGACACCCACUCUGUCUGCACCCUGCCACAGAAAAUCUCACCAACUUAGAGGUUGCUAAGAUCUACACUGUCAUUGACCCAAAGAAGCCUCUUCCGGAAGCGGUCAACGCCCUUGGCCAUACAAUCUCACGAUGCCCUGCUGCUCUGCCAAGGUGCGAAAUUUGCCGCUCAGUCAAGCAUGCUACUGAUGCUUGCACUAGGACCAACGCAAAUAUAGACCGCUCUAGGAUUGUUGAUGAUAAACGCAAAGGAAAAGUCCCAAUCAAGAACCAGCUUCCAAUUGUAGAAAAUGGGAAUAUGGAUCCUAGGCGCUUUGAGAAUGCACCCGAAACUGCUUCAAAAGCUAAAAAGGUGCCAUCAAAGGAAAGGGUUCCCACAGAUAGAAAUCAGCAAGAGCAUCCUCGCUCUAAUGGCAUGCCUGUAAUUUCUCGAAGCUCCAGGGAUCCCACUGCUACAGGAUCUGAUCCAACCUUGGAAAAAGCUUCAGGUCCCAGAAAAGAGCUAGCGCUUGGGGAUUUUUUCGUAGACUUGCGUUGUGGUGAUCCUGGAGGUCUAGCCGAGUUUCCUGCAGUUUCCGCUUCGGAGGAGGAUGACCCGAGUUCAGAGGGCAUGUCUAAUGAGGAUGAUAACCCGGAUGAUGAAGGGGAUCAAUAUAUACGAGUGAUCUCUCGCCGAUCUCAUAAAGGGAACAAAGGAACUGCUAGGAAAUCCCUUCAAUGCAUCACGUGUUCGGUUAAGCUUCCUUUUGUAUCAUCUGAGCUUGCUGUCACGUUUGUCUAUGGUUCUAAUGAUAGGAAAAUUCGUCGUGACCUAUGGUCGGACUUGUGCUUCCUCUCUUCUUCUCCUAGUCUUGCCCAUCUCCCUUGGACUGUCCUAGGAGACUUCAAUCAGAUUCUAGACCCAUCUGAUCAUUCUAAAGCUGUGGUCAUCUCUUCGACUCGUGGUAUGCGUGAUUUUCUCAACUGCAUCAUAUCUACUGAUCUGGCUGAUCUCCCUUUCUGUGGUAAUGAUUUCACAUGGUCUAACAACCAAGGUGAAAGCGUGAUACCUAAAAAAUUAGACAGAAUUCUCGUAAAUGAUGAUAGGUUGAGGCUGUUUCCAAACUCGCUUGGCGUCUUCGGAGAUCCAGGAAUCUCAGACCACAGCCCCUGCUGUGUCUAUCUUGAUACUAGCCGUCCCAAGCCUAAGGCGCCUUUCAAGUUCUUCUCUUUGCUCAAUGAUAACCCAGAGUUUGCGCCUCUUAUUGCUGCAUGUUGGUCCUCCCUGCCUUUCCAUGGUUCGAUGAUGCUUAGAGUAUCAAAAAAGCUCAAGGAACUCAAGAGCAUAAUUAGAACUUUCAGCCGUGAAAACUACUCGGGGAUCGAGAAAAGAGCUUCUGAAACUUUUGAUGAGCUCUCUCACUGCCAACGGAUUGUUCUCUCCUCUCCAACGACAAUGGCGAGUUUAAAUGGGAGAAUUGCUCGUAAAAUGUUACAGCAGUGGAAUGCAACUAUACUGACCCUUAUCCCCAAGAAGCAAAACGCAGAGCUAGUCUCCGACUUUAGACCAAUCUCUUUCUGCAACACGGUUUAUAAAGUCAUUUCCAAGCUGCUUGCAAAUAGGCUGAAGGAGAUCCUUCCAUCAGUGAUCUCGAACACACAAUCUGCUUUUAUCCCAGGUAGACUUCCUGUGGAAAAUGUCCUAAUGGCUACCGAGCUUAUUCAGGGUUACAACUGGAAAAUAUCUCCAAGCGCUCUCUUCUCAAAGUUGAUUUAA